This is a messenger RNA of Drosophila rhopaloa, 1110 nucleotides long. Its product is annotated as soluble scavenger receptor cysteine-rich domain-containing protein SSC5D. NCBI's taxonomy places the organism in Eukaryota, Metazoa, Arthropoda, Insecta, Diptera, Drosophilidae. The record is from RefSeq and is a predicted model, not a curated record.
CCCGCAGACAUGUCAUCAAACAGAAUCCGGCCGGAGAUGUUGCUGCUGCUGGCGGCGACACUAAUCCCUCUGCUGCAGGCCGGGAUAGUUAGGGAUCCGGACCCGGACUCGGACUCGGAUCUGGACACUGCCACCACCACCACCCUGGACCUGGACCUGCACCUCGACCCAAGCCCCUAUACGGAGCAGCUGGAUUCGGAAUCAGAAUCAGAAUCGGAAUCGGAAUCGGAGAAGGAGUCCUCCGUUCAAGUGGAUGGCCGACGCAUCGACUGUAAAUUGACUUUCGAUGCGGCGACAAUGGACUCGUUAGGCUGCCACAAUGAGGGGGCGUUGACGGAGAGGGGGCGGCCACGGACUGGUAAUAAGCCGGAGGAGAAGCCGGUGGGAAAUCCGGAGUGGCAGCAGCGCCACUUGAAGUCCUCGUCCAGCCAGCCCGUCUAUGAAUUACAAUUGGUUGUUUGGCCCACUGACAUCGAGGAUGGUGAUGACUUUAGUCCACCGCUGGCCACCACCUCCACCACAACAACAACAACAACAACGGCCAGAAGCACCACAACAACAAAGAGCAGCACCACCACCCCAAAACCCACCCAAAUUGGGACACCUUCUGAGCAAAUAUGGCCAUUGUACGAGGAUCAAUUGGUCGUAUUUCCGCAAAUGGACUUUGAAGAGGAGAAUCUUGAUUAUUUCUUCGACGAACUGGCACCACCAACAUCGCCACCAUCCACAUCCAGCACUACGCGACCGGUCACCAUCAACCAUCCCACCGGCACGCCCACACCCACACCCACGCCCACACCCACGCCCAUUUAUGUUGUGCAAAACUAUCACGUCAUACACCCAAAUGGCACCGAGGAAUACAAAUUAGUGAUGAGCAAUGGACUGGUGAACUACAAGAAGCUGUACGCCAAGAAAGUGGGUGACCAGGUGAUCAUCGUGCAGGAGGGCUACAACUCAGUGCCCAUUCCCGGGCCCAAAAACCAAAUCCAGACGCAGUACUACAUUGCCGACGAGCGGGGCUACAAUGUCUAUAGAAUCGAGCUCCACUAUCACCAGCCAGGGUUGCCCAAACAUUUGCAUUACAAAGCCACAAAAGCGACCAAUAUGUGA